AUGGAUUGCGAUCUGAGUGGAGCUGCCACCGCAGUCUGCAAGCUGCAGCAAGUCUACGACAUAUCGGCUACCAGCAUGGCAGCGAUGCAUUCCCGCUUGCUGCCCGCAGCUUCAACGGAAGAUUUGAAGGACGUGUCCAGGGGCUGCUUUUUCGUGGGGCCUUUCGGCAAAACAUCCGAAUGGGGCUGGAUGGUUGAUGAAGCAGCGUCUCUGUCUGGUAACAGGCUUGACCGCAAGAUGCAAGUUGGCUGGCUCCGGGACAUAGAUCACUCUGUGCUGCAGCGUGUGACUCGUCGAAUAGCUGUAGCAACGAACCUAUCCCUGCAGUCAGCCGAGGAUUACCAGGUGGCCAACUACGGCCUCGCAGGUCAUUACUCGCCCCACACGGAUGCCAUGUCAUUCGACAAGAUAGCGGACCACAUCGACCGCAAAGACGGCAACCGGCUGGCCACCAUGCUGAUGUACCUCUCUGACGUGGAAGCAGGCGGCGCCACCGCUUUCGUGAACCUGGGUAUCGCCGUCAAACCACGUGCUGGCACCGCCCUUUUCUGGUACAACUGGAUCGCGACCAAGUGGAUACACGAGAGGAACAACAUCGAUGUACGCUUCAACACACCCGGCUAA
This is a messenger RNA of Dermacentor silvarum, 624 nucleotides long. Its product is annotated as prolyl 4-hydroxylase subunit alpha-2-like. Lineage: Eukaryota; Metazoa; Arthropoda; Arachnida; Ixodida; Ixodidae. Gene Ontology annotation, cellular component: endoplasmic reticulum. Gene Ontology annotation, molecular function: L-ascorbic acid binding; procollagen-proline 4-dioxygenase activity; iron ion binding. The coding region runs from base 1 to 624 and encodes 207 amino acids. Gene Ontology annotation, biological process: peptidyl-proline hydroxylation to 4-hydroxy-L-proline. The transcript has 3 exons. The record is from RefSeq and is a predicted model, not a curated record.